Molecule: messenger RNA, 447 nt
Organism: Entrophospora sp. SA101
Lineage: Eukaryota; Fungi; Glomeromycota; Glomeromycetes; Entrophosporales; Entrophosporaceae
Source: the annotation of a GenBank genome assembly
AUGCUUUAUGAACCUGAAAAACUUCCACCUACAGAAAAUAUAGCUGUUUGUCAAUUGCACUUACACACCUAUGUAGUAGGUCCAAUGGAUUUUUUUAUAGAUUUUGCAAGACGUGCAGCUCAUGCAUUAAAAAUGCCAUGCUCAGAAAACUUUGAACAUAAAACCCAUAAAAGAUUGUUAGAAAUAAAGGAUGCAAAUAAAGAUGCUAUGCCAAAACAAAUUGCUGAUAUUAAAUAUUUUCUUGAGAUUGCACGUAGAAAAGAUGCAAAAUCUGUUCGUAUUAAGAAAAAUGGUGUAUCAAAGGUAAAAUUUAAGCUUAGAUGUUCAAGAUAUUUGUACACUUUUGUAAUUGAAGAUGUAGAGAAAGCAGAAAAAUUACAAAAAUCUCUUCCACCUGGAUUGGUGGUCAGCGAUAUUAAUACAAGCAAGAAAAAGAAAAGAGAAUAA